AUGGCAGUGCUUUGGCAAUGGUGCUUCGUGGUGUUGACUCUUGUCUCGCAAUCAGCUGCACUGUCACACUCCCAACCAUCAUCAAAAUUCCAGCAAGUCACCAUUCCAGAAGCGAACCAAGUGGCCAAAGAUUUGGGAAUCCGUCCAGGAUCUUCCGCGCCGAGAAUCGUAUGGAAGUAUUCUUGGAGGAUGUUGGGAUAUGCGCUUCCAGUUCUCCAUGCCUUGGAUGAGGCUCGAUCCAAAGAUUUGGACUAUUCGUUGAAAUGUCUCUGGUGUAAAGCCUUGAGCGGCAGGGAUCGAAAGUCUCCAACAUUUGAUGACAAUGUCGCCUAUGACAUGUUGCCGAGUGUUUCAAGAAAAAUUCUUCAACUACCACGCAGACUGUAUCCCCGACUCAUUCACUUCAACAUUGAACUCCGAACAGUCUAUUUGGAUCGGGCAAUUCGAGAGGAAAUCAAACGUGUUACUUCCUCCAAGAAAAUCCGACUGAUCACCUUGGGAGCUGGAUAUGACACAAGGUCGGUCCGGUUCCUCGAGGAAGGAUUAGUACAUGAAGCCUGGGAACUGGAUAUGCCUCAAGUAUUGCAAUCAAAAGAAAUCAUGCUAGAUCGGCUGGGUAGGAGGCGUCCGUCCACGAAGCGACCAAACCUUGUGGCGCAAGACUUGAACGAUCUGUCAUCCUUUGUCGAAACAUUUGCAAACACCAUCCAAGAUAUCGACGACGAUGCAUCUUGGCACAAUAUUAUUGUACUGGAAGGCGUCCUCAUCUAUUUAAAUGAGGGAAUCCCUUCUUCUUUAUUGACCGUUUGCUCAAAACAGUCCCAGGAGAGAGAUUUGUCAGCUAGCCUUGUAUUUGCCGAUCUUUUUCGGGCUCUUCCGAGCCUGGAGGUUGGUGAAGUGGAAGCAUUCUUCAAGUCCAUGGGAUGGAGUCUCGAUAGGUCAUCGUGGUGUCCAAAACCUGGCUUGGCUAGGCAUAUGGGAGUAGCCCGAGUACUAUUAUGA
This is a messenger RNA of Cylindrotheca closterium, 1002 nucleotides long. The record is from the annotation of a GenBank genome assembly. Lineage: Eukaryota; Bacillariophyta; Bacillariophyceae; Bacillariales; Bacillariaceae.